Molecule: messenger RNA, 4356 nt
Organism: Pomacea canaliculata
Lineage: Eukaryota; Metazoa; Mollusca; Gastropoda; Architaenioglossa; Ampullariidae
Product: multiple epidermal growth factor-like domains protein 10
Exons: 23
Coding region: 276-3236 (986 amino acids)
Molecular function (GO): scavenger receptor activity
Source: RefSeq, a predicted model, not a curated record
CCCAGGCACAGCUGCCACAGUUGCUGAGAAAGUUGCAUCCGUGAGGGAGCAGUUCAUUCUUUCUGUCUGGACCCUUCCGUGAACAAAGCCGCCAUUUGUUGUGCAUUUGAAAUAAUGAUCCGUUGGACUGGACUGCCAACUGACAAGUGAGACCUGCACCAAGACAGUUGAUGGCCGCUGUCCUCUGGUGAAUGAGAACAGUAAUGAGUGCCAUGUGACACACACACUUAGGAGAGCAAGCUAAGGAAAGAUUGAUAACAUCUGACACCACAACCAUGAGGUGCACAGCCUUCUACAGAUGGUAUCUACCCGUGUGGUUACUACAGGUGUGGUUCACUGUGGUGUACAGCGGGCAAGUCAAUGUAGCUUUGAACAAGAAAUACUCACAAAGUACUUUCAGUUCUUUUGACGAUCGUCGCCCUGAGAACGCCGCCAACGACAACACCGACGGAACCUUUAGCGACAACAACUGCAUUCGCACCUCGAGUAGCGAUGACAAUCCCUGGUGGCAGGUGGACCUGGGACAGGUGUACCCGGUGCUGAACCUCACCAUAUAUGGACGUGCCAACUUUGAAAGUAACCUGGAGCCGUCAACCAUCACCGUGGACGGUCGUGAGUGUGUCAGGAUAACCUCCAUGCCAUCAAGGGCCAUCAACAUCAGCUGCAGCUCCACGUUGUACGGGAGGACCAUCAGGAUCAGCAAGAGUCCUCCCAAGAACUUGAUGAUGUGCGAGUUCCAAGUGUGGGUGUGUGAAGGCGGUAGUUAUGGUGCAGACUGCAACUCAUCUUGUGGUCAUUGUAAGGACAACGCACCGUGUGACCCCAUCAGUGGGAACUGUCCUGAUGGGUGUGCCCCUGGUUACACUGGAGACAGGUGUGACACAGAGUGUCAAGCUGGUACUUAUGGUGCAGACUGCAACUCAAGGUGUGGUCAUUGUAAGGACAACACCACGUGUGACCACAUCAGUGGCAAGUGUCCUGCUGGGUGUGUCACAGGUUACACUGGAGACAGGUGUGACACAGAGUGUUCAGAAAGAACCUACGGAGAAAACUGUAGUAAAUCGUGUGGUCAUUGUACUGGGGACACUUGUAACCACGUGACUGGCGAAUGCAACUCCUGUGAUCCCGGAUGGAGAGGAAACUUUUGUAUCGUUGUUUGUGAAGAUGGAACAUACGGAACUCACUGUCUUCAACACUGUGGUCGUUGUAAACACAAUGUCACGUGUCACCACAUCAAUGGCACUUGCUCUGAGGGAUGUGCCUCAGGAUGGACUGGAAACACGUGUAACCAAAAGUGUGAAGGUGGUGUGUAUGGUGCCGACUGCAACUCAUCGUGUGGUCACUGUAAGGACAACACACCGUGUGACCACAUCAGUGGGAGGUGUCCUGGUGGGUGUGACACAGGUUACACUGGAUUCAGCUGUCACACAGAAUGUGGAGCAGGAACCUACGGAGAAAAUUGUGAUAAAUCGUGUGGUCAUUGUACUGGCGGGCACACUUGUAACCACGUGACUGGGGAAUGCAAGUCCUGUGAUGCCGGAUGGAGAGGAAACCUUUGUAUCGCUGUUUGUGAAGAUGGAACAUACGGAACUCACUGCCUUCAACACUGUGGUCAAUGUAAACACAAUGUCACGUGUCACCACAUCAAUGGCACUUGCUCUGAGGGAUGUGCCUCAGGAUGGACUGCAAACAAGUGUAACCAAAUGUGUGAAGGUGGUACAUAUGGUGCAGACUGCAACUCAUCUUGUGGUCAUUGUAAGGACAACACCACGUGUGACCACAUCAGUGGGAACUGUCCUGCUGGGUGUGACAUUGGUUACACUGGAGACAGGUGUGACACAGAGUGUCAAGCUGGUACUUAUGGUGCAGACUGCAACUCAAGGUGUGGUCAUUGUAAGGACAACACCACGUGUGACCACAUCAGUGGCAAGUGUCCUGGUGGGUGUGUCAUUGGUUACACUGGAGACAGGUGUGACAUAGAGUGUUCAGAAAGAACCUACGGAGAAAACUGUAGUAAAUCGUGUGGUCAUUGCACUGGGGACACUUGUAACCACGUGACUGGCGAAUGCAACUCCUGUGAUCCCGGAUGGAGAGGAAACUUUUGUAUUGUUGUUUGUGAAGAUGGAACAUACGGAACUCACUGCCUUCAACACUGUGGUCGUUGUAAACACAAUGUCACGUGUCACCACAUCAAUGGCACUUGCUCUGAGGGAUGUGCCUCAGGAUGGACUGGAAACACGUGUAACCAAAAGUGUGAAGGUGGUGUGUAUGGUGCCGACUGCAACUCAUCGUGUGGUCAUUGUAAUAACAACACACCGUGUGACCACAUCAGUGGGAGGUGUCCUGGUGGGUGUGACAUUGGUUACACUGGAUUCAGCUGUCACACAGAAUGUGGAGCAGGAACCUACGGAGAAAAUUGUGAUAAAUCGUGUGGUCAUUGUACUGGCGGGUACACUUGUAACCACGUGACUGGGGAAUGCAACUCCUGUGAUGCCGGAUGGAGAGGAAACCUUUGUACAGUUGUUUGUGAAGAUGGAACAUACGGAACUCACUGCCUUCAACACUGUGGUCAGUGUAAACACAAUGUCACGUGUCACCACAUCAAUGGCACUUGCUCUGAUGGAUGUGCCGCAGGAUGGACUGCAAACAUGUGUAACCAAAAGUGUGAAGGUGGUGUGUAUGGUGAGGACUGCAACUCAAGGUGUGGUCACUGUAAGGACAACACCACGUGUGACCACAUCAGUGGGCCUUGUCAUGGGGGAUGUGCCCCAGGUUACACUGAGGACAGGUGUGACACAGAAUGUGAAAACAAAAGCUAUGGCGAAAAUUGCGGCAUGGUUUGUGGUAAAUGUAAAGACAACGAGUCUUGUAACCACAAGGAUGGAACCUGUCCUAACGGCUGUUCUGAUGGCUGGACUGGGAACAAGUGUACUGACAAAGUCAAAGACACUCUACUUACCGAAGCUUUGAUCGGGGUUGGUUCGGUGUGUGCCUGUAUCUGUGCCGGGAUCGCCGGGGUAGUCUAUCGAAGAAAACGCCGAUACCAUAAGGAAUACAUCACCAAAGAAAGCCCAGAAGCCUGUUCAUUUACAGAACGAAAUAGUUGUAUCGCAAGUUAUUCUUCGGGAAAAGAAGAGGUUGUCACAAAUUUGCCUCUAGACCAAAAACAAUUCAUCAAGAAAGAUCAACUAGCGGAGGAUCCUGGGAUGCAUUUAAAUAAUCAUACAGAGGGAUAAAACAAACACACAUAAAUUAUAAUUUGUGUGGCUGAGUGUUUUGUAAACAAUUGUGGUCGUUACUGUUGAUUCUCAUUGCACUGAUGUGAUGGCAACAUUUAUAGUUUGAUACCUCUACGACCCUUCCCGAAGACAAUAGUGUUAAAAAGAAUAAAUGACUUUUUCUUUGUAAUUUUUAUUGUCUUUGCUACUGAACAUACUUUGCUUGGUUUGAGCUAACAAUAUUCUGGAUCAUAUCGUCUUUUAUUUCUGAAGUAAAGUUAGUGAUUAUAACCGAGUAGUAUUAUCAAAUAAUAGCUCAAUAAAUACUCCCACCCACUGAUGUCCAUGUUUAUCUAAUUUACAGGCUGAUCUGUGGUUAUAAUCGAGUAGUAUUAUCAAAUAAUAGCUAAAUAAAUACUCCCACCUACUCAUGUCUAUGUUUAUCUAAUUUACAGGCUGAUCUUCUGUUUACUUGCAAUGUUCCUUUCACACAAUGUUCCAUACACAUGCUUGUAUUGUUUUUACCAAAAUGAGACGACAGCUGUGUUAUUUGAGAGUUUCACUGACCAAGAGACAUGCCCAAGGAGCAUCUUGUGUCAAGAAAGACAAACUAACAAUGGAGAGCUCCCAACCUUCACACCACGGACAUUGGUAGUCCUGUCCUGACGACUGUCACUUGAUGACUAAUUGUGUCACUGGGGUAGUCGGUGUAUAGUUGUAUAUGUGUGCAUGUCCGGGUGUAAAUAUGCAUGUAUAUCACGUAUGUAUAUGUUGGUAUGUACAAAAAGUAUAAAGGAGGGUAUGUGCAAACGUCUGACUAAUGUGUUUGUAUAUUUGUACAGAUUCAUACAUUUUACACUUAUGACAAACGCACUGACCUGUCUCCUGUCUUAGAUACAGUCUUGUAAACCAUUUUUUCUUGUGAUCCUGUCUACAAAUAUUUACUUGCCUUAACAUAGAUUACACACCCCAAUACGAAAAAGUAAUAACACUGUCUUAAUUAAAUAUUAGGGAAGUUUAUGUUUAUGAAAGUUUAAAAGCAGUCUUACUUUCCUUGACAUACAGCAAUGAUUUCAGCCUCGACAGAUUACAAUUUUAUUGGAAAACAUUGUGCUUUAAAUAAAGUCUUUGAAAAGUA